Messenger RNA from Anopheles funestus (African malaria mosquito), 1327 nucleotides. RefSeq lists its product as uncharacterized. Bases 149 to 790 code for a protein of 213 amino acids. The record is from RefSeq and is a predicted model, not a curated record. Lineage: Eukaryota; Metazoa; Arthropoda; Insecta; Diptera; Culicidae. The transcript is spliced from 2 exons.
CAUAAAAUUAAGUGUUGGAAUUUUAAUUAAAAAAGUGUAAAGUAUGCAAACGAAGAGACGAACCUUCAUAUAUAAGCAAUCUGAGUCGUUUAAAGCUAGGAAAAAGUAUUGUUCCUUAAGUGUUUAACAGUGCACACUGCCGGAAAAUAUGGAGAUUCGUUUUUUCUACCUUCUUUUCGGUUUAACUUUAACUUGCUGUCUUAUUUCUUGCACUCGAGCUGAUAAUUUCAUGGUAAUUUCGAAACGCUACAGCAACAAUUCCUACUCUUGCUUCGUCCGUCACACUAAAGCUGGACUCGAGUAUCGUUUAACCUACAACGUAUGCAUCCUGGAGCCGACAGUCACCAAUAGUACUGAGCCUAGUGAACAAAUGAGCUUACAGUGUCUGUACUACGAAUGCACCAUAACUGCCUCCCAACUCAUUUCCGACGAUGGCCAGUUGGGAUGUGUCCGAUACGUAUAUCCAUUACCCAGUUCCUAUCCACCAUUGUUCGAACGUAUCAGCGUUUAUCGACGGAACUGGUCGGAUGCAAAAUUUCAAACCAAACCCACUCAUGACCGUGAACAUUUGCGUACGAAGCGCGAUUUUAGUUGGGUGACGUUUCUGGAAAAGAUCUCCUUCAUGGGUCGACAUCAGAGUACUGUGAGUAAGCAGAAUGAGGCGUACUUUCAUUACAAUUACAUGAACAAACCGGGAGGUUCGCUAUCACCGACGGCUGCGCCUGGUUCUACCUCAUCACCGCAGACGGUACCAUCAACAACCGGCGAACCGUUACUGAUUGAAACAUAGCUCAAACCGUUCAAAGGAUCACGUGGAGUUGAUCUUGUUGUACAUUAUUUGGGCAUUGAAACAAAACCGUUCCCCGUCUGUAACUGUUAGUGGUUUUGUGAUGUUAUGUGGUUAAUAAAACUUUUGAGAAGAAUCGUUCAUAUCACGGAUUUAUGAGUCUCCAAAGUCACCCCAAGAAUCGCCCAAGCUUCACAAAACUUCCAAGAUUUAAGUAUCGUAAAAGACGCAUCGAUCUCUAAAGAUAUCGACAUUUAUCUAUGUUUAAGAAAAUGUCUGGUGACUAUACAAAUACCCAGAUUUCGACGAGAUAAUUUUACUCUUUUCUCUACUGGAAAUGUUUGACCAAAUCCAAAACCACACAUUUUGGAAAACGUCUAAUCGCCUCCGCCUGUUCUAUCGAGGAUUCUCCAGGACUUGAAUGUCUCCCAACAGCCACGAAAGGGAACGCAAAAGAUCAGUUUUAAAUCGUGAUCACAAUACAAAAAAUACCACAAAACAAAGCUACAUUUUGUUACGCUACACCUAAAAACAAUCACA